ACUGGCUGUGAAGUGUUGGGACAUCAGGUUUAAUACAGACUUUUUACUUUUAGAAUUAGUAAAAGCCUUUUACAGUACUAAUUAUUUUCGAAACAGUCUUUGAUGCGACUUACUUCCUUCACUUGGACCAGCUAAAAUUUCUUGACUUUCUCCUUAUUCUGCUUUCGUUACGAAUUACCGUAAUACCUUAAAGUCCCCGAUCAUGCCCGUGUUGCCCGUUGGCGAAUCUCCCGCUCUGGUUUUGUUGUACAAAAUUCCCACGGAACAGUUUGUCCAGACUCCGCCAAGCAACGCACCCACACCAGGUGAAUCGACCUACGCUGUUGAUAUUGCUGUUGAAGGACAGCCGAAUUACCCCGACAUUCUUCCAUCGGUGUGGACCGUGAAAUUGACGAUCUCGGAGAAAGAUGGCGCAGCUACAACUAGUGCAACCGUUAGCCCUAAAGAAGCCAAAAGUAGCAGCACGAUGAUGGUAGAGUACGCUGUCCGGAGUCAUGGAUCGUGCGAUUUUAAGGUGGAAUUGGAGCAAUGUGUGGCGACGGGUUACAGCACACGCAGUACGAUGGGAUGCCUGACCGUCCCUGUAAAUUUUUUUGCCGGAUUUGGACAGCCACAUCAUCGUCUGAAACAAAACGCCCAUGUGUUUGUCAGCCUGAUCUUUUAUCCGGAGAAGCCGACCAAGGAAGGCAGCAAAGACCGUCUGGAUUUGAAGCGCUUGUGGGAAUCCCAAACGCUGUCCGACUGCACACUGGUCUGCGCUGGUCAAGAGUUCCCUGUGCACCGCGCCAUCUUGGCUGCCCAGUCGCCGGUCUUCGCCGCCAUGUUCCAGAACGAUAUGUUGGAGAAGUCGUCGGGAGUCUGCAAGAUUGACGACAUUGGUGCGGAUGUACUGGAGAUGAUGCUUAAUUUCGUUUACACGAGGGCACCUGUCGAAGCGGAUAAUUUGACGGACUUGUGGCGUGCCGCAGACAAGUACGACAUGGAGGAUCUGCGCGCGGAAUGUGUUCAUCGGAUGACCAACUCUAUCACGGCACACAACGCUCUGCAGUAUUUCACUUUGGCUUGUGAACGCGGCUUGACCAAGCUGAAAAUGGCUGCUGGAAAGUUCAUUGGUCAAGAUCCCCUCAGCAUCACUUGAGCACGGUCCGGAAGGGCGAGGAUGUUUUUUAGGCCCAUUUGUUUGUGUGUGCGUAGCGUAGGCCACUAAUUCUUGUGUGGCAUUGGUACAAGCGAUGUAUUUCAGUGCGUGCAGUCACUUCCGUUGGAAUUUCUUUUUCGUGGCAGUGCGCUUCUGGCAGUUUUUAACAUCUCGCUUGCCUCCCGGUUUCUAAUUAUUUUGCGUUGAAGAAAUCUCGUUUGUGAUUUUAUAGUCUUUUUUAUAAUGUGAUCAUUGCACAAUGUUUCCGUAUUAAUAUUAAAAUUGCUUGAAUGACAAGCCGUAAUG
Molecule: messenger RNA, 1444 nt
Organism: Paramacrobiotus metropolitanus
Lineage: Eukaryota; Metazoa; Tardigrada; Eutardigrada; Parachela; Macrobiotidae
Product: BTB/POZ domain-containing protein 6-like
Exons: 2
Coding region: 203-1138 (311 amino acids)
Biological process (GO): proteasome-mediated ubiquitin-dependent protein catabolic process; regulation of proteolysis
Cellular component (GO): cytoplasm; nucleus
Molecular function (GO): ubiquitin protein ligase binding
Source: RefSeq, a predicted model, not a curated record